AUACGACCUUUCCCCCACCGCUUUCUCCCAUGCAUUUGUCUUUCCUCAUCCCCACAGCACCACUAGUGCUUCUGUUCUUGCGCGCUCUCUCUCUCUCUUAAAGCACUACUACCGAGUGCUAGUGCUAACAUCUCUCUCUUCUACAUAACUUGUCUCCCUGACACUACCCCUUUCUCUCCACUCCAAGCUGUUUCACCAUUCUCCUUAAAGAAGCACUUCCCUUUCCAGUUCUCUGACAAGUCAAAUUUCAUCCCAUUUGUCUUUGUUCACCACUUCUCUCUCUCUCUCUCUCUCUCUCUCUCUCUCUCUCUCUCUCAAAUUGUUGCGCAUAAUAUUAAAACAGAAACAGAAUGUCUAGCAGAAGGUCACGUUCUAGGCAAGCAGCAACUGGAGUUUCAAGGAAUAUCAGUGAUGACCAAAUUAAUGAACUUGUUUCUAAGUUGCAAGAACUUCUUCCUGAGCUUCGCCGGAGCCGUAGCCGCUCUGACAAGGUAUCAGCAGCCAGAGUGUUGCAGGAGACUUGUAACUACAUAAGAAGCCUGCACAGAGAGGUUGAUGACCUAAGUGAGAGGCUGUCCGAGCUAUUGGCUACCACUGAUGGCCCUCAGGCCGCCAUGAUUAGGAGCUUACUAUCCCAAUAGGCCUUAAAAUCAUAUUUCAAUCAAUGCUGUAAUUUCCCUUUAUAAUUAAUUUCUUGUUUCUCUGAUCUUUCUGAUCAGUGAUCUAGCUAGGGUUCUCUCACUAGACCUGGAAAUGAGUUUGCAGCUUGGAUGAUUAGAGCUACAGAGAGUCCAUGUGCAAGUCUCUCUUCUCACUUUGACUAAUAAUAAAAGGAUCUCACUUCUCUCAAGAGGCUCCUAUUUUGAUGAA
This is a messenger RNA of Rhododendron vialii, 870 nucleotides long. RefSeq names its product transcription factor PRE3-like. Gene Ontology annotation, biological process: regulation of DNA-templated transcription; regulation of growth. The record is from RefSeq and is a predicted model, not a curated record. The coding region runs from base 351 to 641 and encodes 96 amino acids. Gene Ontology annotation, molecular function: protein dimerization activity. NCBI's taxonomy places the organism in Eukaryota, Viridiplantae, Streptophyta, Magnoliopsida, Ericales, Ericaceae. The transcript has 2 exons.